CGUCGAAGCCAGCCACCUUGAGGCCCUUAACUAUAGAAAUCCCCAUAGGCCGAAAACUGUGUUCUGCUACCUUGAUCAUCCCUCUUCUUUUGAGGCGUUUUUAAAUAGUAUUCAACGCUUUAUUGGCUCAACAACUAUUCCCAAACUCUGCUUAGACCUUUGUCUCAUGUUGUCUGGUUCCCCGUUAUGCAAAUCAGCACAUGUAUUAAACAUCUGGCUACUUCCCUUUGUUUCGUUGUGUAGUACAACCUUAGACUCUACCAGGCGUCGUGGAUCGGUGGUCUAAUUGUAGAAAUUGGACAAAUAGAAUCUAUAGUACGCUUGGGGAGUUAGCCGGCCAGAAGAGUACGUUUCCUCACCACGAGUGGUGAGGAUAAUGAUUCUACCGAUCCACGCAGCCUGGUAGAGGCUAGUACAACCUGUCGAACCGGUUUCACCCGUCAUCAAGCAAUAUAAAUGUGUCAUUGACCGCUCUAUCAGCACUGACCACUCGAUCUGUCAGUACUGACUCUGCAGCCGCGAGGGUGUGUGUCGACCGUGGGGUAUCAGCGUAUCUCGGUAAGUACUGACCAUGAUUUUGGUUCUCUGUGUAAUCCUAUAACGGAGACAGUUAUCCGGAUGGUUUUGCAUGGUAUGAUUUUUUUAAGUAUAGAAAAUUUUUAUUCAAACCUGAAUACUUUUGUGCUAGUCUGUCCUAAUCAUUCAACAGUGCCUAGCUAGCAGACAGUCCAGGAUUUUUUUUAUGUGUUGAUGUAUUCAUUGGCAUCAAUCGUGCAAACGACUGGACGGGUCACAUUGAGAGCACUUCCUUAUUGUUUUACCAUGGAAAGGAAAAUCGGCAGUUUGAUUUAUUAUCGUUGUUUGCCAAGUCGUUUCAUUGAAAGAUUAACACAUCUUAGUCUUGACUUUUACCAUCGGAAGUGGUGACACCUGAUUCAGCUUGACGGCCAUUUUUGACAGCGUUAGUCAGAUCGGUUCUCUUCAUUCUUCAGUUUGAAGCCGAUUCAACGCUUUAUUGAUCCAACCUCGAUACCUCCACACAUACCUUGUGUCUUGUGUUGUCUGAUUCCCUUAUGCAAAUCAGAAUGUGUAUCGUGGUGCUUUUCUUUGUUUCCCGAUGAAGCAAAACCUGCCGAACCGGUUUUAUUUAUCGUGCAAACGACUGGACGGGUCACAUUGAGAGCACUUCCUUAUUGUUUUACCAUGGAAAGGAAAAUCGGCAGUUUGAUUUAUUAUCGUUGUUUGCCAAGUCGUUUCAUUGAAAGAUUAACACAUCUUAGUCUUGACUUUUACCAUCGGAAGUGGUGACACCUGAUUCAGCUUGACGGCCAUUUUUGACAGCGUUAGUCAGAUCGGUUCUCUUCAUUCUUCAGUUUGAAGCCGAUUCAACGCUUUAUUGAUCCAACCUCGAUACCUCCACACAUACCUUGUGUCUUGUGUUGUCUGAUUCCCUUAUGCAAAUCAGAAUGUGUAUCGUGGUGCUUUUCUUUGUUUCCCGAUGAAGCAAAACCUGCCGAACCGGUUUUAUUGACCCACUCAGUCACCAUAUAAUCCCGUCAUGACUGCUCUGUACUUGUCAGUACCGACCCUGCAGCCGUGAGGACCUGUGUCGCCGUGAGUAACUGUGCAGUACACUUUAGAGAUCUUUGGAGUAUCAGCAUAUCUCUGUAUGUACAUUGUGACAUUUUGUACUAAGCACGUUUUUUUCUAUAUUUAUUCAUCGAUGACCAUAAGUAUAUGGUAAUGAAGUAACUAUAAUCCUUUAUAGAUUCAACAGAAAAUUAAAGAAAACAUCACUUUUCCGAUGGGUCUCUUCAAGCAAUUUGUUGCCUAGUUCCAAGAAUUCGAAAAUCUGGAAUAAGUAACUGGCAAUUUUGCAAGUUGUUGAUUUUAGAAUAUUGGUCGGAUAACAAUGAAGUCGUUAUGUCAACUGAGUAGAUCUUACAUAUAAAAGGAGACAGCAACUGGAUCUGGAGUUUAAAUAAUGACAUGUAAAGUUUAUAUGUAUUGACAUGUUGUUGUUGACGGAUAUGCUUUUUCAAUAGAAAAUAUUCCAAACUCGUAUCUUGUUGCAUUGUGUUAAUUAGUUGCUUCCUUUCUGUCUAGUCUUGCAGCCCUUGGAGUUUGACCAACAUGACGACUAUAGCAGGAUCUCAUCUGACAAAAGAAGUCAGAGAGAACGGAAAGUAUUCUCCUCGUGCCUACAAGUGCAGCCAUUGUGACAAGGAGUUUCGCUUCAAAAGUAAGCUCAACCAACACCUGCGAACUCACACUGGUGAGAGACCAUACCAGUGUGAUGAAUGCGGUAAGCGGUUUGCUCAACUGGGAAAUCUGAAGACACACAUUCGGACUCACACAGAGGAAAAACCGUACCGAUGUCAGGAGUGCAGCAAGCAGUUCAGCUACCUGAGUUAUCUAAAACGACACAUUCGGACUCAUUCUGGUGAAAAACCGUACAAGUGUGAGGAAUGCGGCAAACAGUUCGUUAAUUUGUCAAAUCUAAAGGAUCACAUGCGAACCCACACUGGUGAAAAGCCUUACAAGUGUGAACAUUGCAACAAAAACUUCAGUAGGUCAAGUGAUCUAAAGAGGCACAUGCGGACUCACACAGGCGAGAAACCGUACAAGUGCGCGGCUUGCAGCAAGCAGUUUAGUCAGCUGGAUACUUUGAAGACACACAUCCGAACCCACACGGGCGAGAACCCGUACAAGUGCGAGGAGUGCAGCAAACAGUUCUCUCGGUUAUCCAAUCUUAAGAGUCACAUGCGGACUCACAUUGCUAGGAAAGAGCAUGUGCUGAAUAUUCACAUGCGGAUUCACACAGGGGAAAAACCCUACAUGUGUGAUAAAUGUGGCAAGCAGUUUAGGCAACAAAACUCUCUGAAGAUACACAUGAAAACUCACACCAGUGAUAAACCAUACAGGUGUGACGAGUGCGGUAAACAGUGCCGUCAACUUGGCAGUCUACGAGAACACAUGCGGACUCACACCGGUAAGAGACCGUACAGUUUGACCAACAUGGCGACUAAGAUCAGAUCUCAUCUGAGACAAGCGGAGGGAGAGGAUGGACAGGAUUCUCCCCGUACCCACAAGUGCAGCUAUUGCGACAAAGAGUUUCGCUGCAAAAGUGAGCUUAGUCGACACCUUAGAACUCACACUGGCGAGAGACCAUACCAGUGUGGUGAAUGUGGGAAACGGUUUAGUCGGCAAUCUAAUUUGGAGGACCAUAUGCUAACUCACACCGGCGAGAAACCGUACCGAUGUCAGGAGUGCAGCAGGCAGUUUAGUAGGUUGAGUAAUCUGAAGUUACAUAUGCGAACUCACACUGGUGAAAAAGCGUACACGUGUGAACAUUGCAACAAAGGCUUCAGUCGGUUAGGUCAUCUGAAGAUUCACAUGCGGACUCACACAGGGGAAAAUCCGCACAGAUGCGAGGAGUACAGCAAGGAAUUCACUACGUUGUCAAAUCUAAAGUGUCACUUGCGGACUCACACAGGUGAGAAACCGUACAAAUGUGAGACAUGCUACAAGCAGUUCCGUGAACUUGGUACCCUGAAAAAGCACAUGCGGACUCACACAGGGGAGAAACCGUACAGGUGUGAGGAAUGCAGCAAGCAGUUCAGUCACCUGGGAAGUCUAAAGAGACACAUUCGGACUCACACAGGUGAGAAACCGUACAUGUGUGAAAAGUGCGGCAAACAUUUCCUGGAGCUAGGACAUCUGAAGAAACACAGGCGGAUCCACACCGUACAUGUAUAGUUGUGAGGAAUGCAACGAAAGCUUUAGUCAGUCACGUAGUCUUCGUAGUGACAUGCCGAAUAACACAGGUAAAAGUCCCUAAUACCUGUGUGAACAUAAAAUAUCCAAGAAAGUGCGAACUCAACAUUUCGUGGAUGUAGGAUAGGAUUGUCACUUGAUCUGUUGAACUAUACUGAUUUCUUUUGCAAAUAUCAUCUGCGAUUUACAGUCCAUCAGUGUACAUGGCUUCACUGUGCAAUAGAAAAUAAUGGAAACUAAAUUACGACGCAAUAAUGACAAUAUGGUGAUUCGUGGAACUAGAAGUGUUGUGUCAGAAAAAAACGACUGUUGAAUGUUUGUGACAGAACGACGCGUACGGUAAUAUAUCGUUCGCUUUACUUGACGUAAGGGCGCUGUGGUCUAUAGCUUUCUGUCAGAGCAAUCAAACCUAAUUUUUCUCUGUUUUAUCUACUAUUUCUUUCUUUUUGUAACUUCUAAACUAACUGAUUAUUAUGAAUAUACGAGAUUUUUAGCGUUUGGACUUAGCUGCAGAAACACGUUAUUUAUAGACGUUGUUAACCCUCAAACCACCGUAGCUUUUUUGUGACGUAGAUUACCGUAUGGGGUCAAAACUGACCCCAAAACAUUUUGUACAAAUACAGUUUUUUGUGUGACUCUUUUUGUGAUUUGUAUAUAUGUAUAGUUUUAUUAAUCUAUGUGGAACAGUCUGACAUGAUUAGGUGAGAAUAUUUCUAGCUCAUUAUCAUAAUUCAUGCAAAAUAUCAUGAGGACCACAUUUUGCACCAAUGCUAUUCAGACCGGGAAGGAGGUUUUUGAUGCCAACUUCAAUGCCGUAUAGCGCCUGAAUGACUCAUGCUAGAGCCAGCAAACUUGUUAACUUUUUA
Branchiostoma floridae (Florida lancelet) is the source of this 4643-nucleotide messenger RNA. RefSeq names its product zinc finger protein 845-like. Lineage: Eukaryota; Metazoa; Chordata; Leptocardii; Amphioxiformes; Branchiostomatidae. The record is from RefSeq and is a predicted model, not a curated record. Gene Ontology annotation, molecular function: RNA polymerase II cis-regulatory region sequence-specific DNA binding; DNA-binding transcription factor activity, RNA polymerase II-specific. Gene Ontology annotation, cellular component: nucleus. Bases 2134 to 3759 code for a protein of 541 amino acids. The transcript has 4 exons. Gene Ontology annotation, biological process: central nervous system development; regulation of transcription by RNA polymerase II.